AUGAAGAAAUCCAGGAGAGACAGGCAUGAGUUGUUUGCAAUGCCAGAUGGCAUACAGGUGACUGAUUAUGCAGAGCUGGUGAGCAGGCCCGGUGACUUUGCAACAUUGAGACAGAAGAACAAGGAUGGCAUGUACACAGCACUGGAGCAAUUUGAGGCCAUGGCACUGCUAGAUCAAGCCAAGCUGGUGUUCAUGUCCCUGAAGAGCAACCAGAUGUUCUCGGAGUCGGAGCUGGCGGCGUGGCGCCAGAGGCACGCGGACCAGCUGCAGCAGCCGAUCACGCCGGAGGGGAGAGAGGGAGGCGGCAGAGGUCCAUCACGCCACACGGCUGCGCCGCCGUUGCAGCCGGCUGCCGCCACGCCGAGGAAGAGGAGCGCCGCCGAGACGAAGAAGCAGGAGAACGCCAGCACCGGCGGGAACGGGAGCACUCCGGGGAGCCAGAAAGGGAGGCAGCGCGGUGCCAGGGAGAGCAAGGCCACGCCGCCGGGAAAGAAGGCGAGAAAAGCAGCAACGGCGGGCUUUAACGGCGGCGCCGGCCCGGUGGCGACAAGGAGGCUCACUUACAUCGACGAAGCUGCAGCCGAUCGAGGCUGGCGGGCGAUAGCGGCGACGCCGGUGUUCCAAGGCCGGCACGUUACACUCAGCGAUGGCGCCGCCACCCCGGAGGGGCGGCCGUCGUCGGAUCAGCAGGCGGCGGCACCGGAGUGCAAGCUGGAGACGGACGAGGUGCUCAAGCUGUUCGUGCUCAUGGGCACGCCCGCCGCGUUCUUGCGCAGAGCCAAGAAAAUGUUCGGCUAUGAUGAGCCAGAGGAGAGUGCAGCAAAGGAGGGGCAAUCGACCAAGGUCGACGACGCCCGGGAGCGCGCUGGCACUGCAACGGCGGCCGAGACUGGGCACGGGAAGAAGAGCAGCGCGAGCGCGCCAUCGGCCGCCGCAUGCGGGCCGUUCGCGCCGCCCAAGUUGGUCCCCGGCCGGCUGGGCUUCGGCCAGUUCGCGGCCUCUUCAGCACGUCCGUUCAAGCUCAAGUCCAAGCCUUCGGCGUCGAAUGCUUCCGGCAAGAAGAAAGUUUCGUGA
Messenger RNA from Miscanthus lutarioriparius, 1074 nucleotides. The record is from the annotation of a GenBank genome assembly. Lineage: Eukaryota; Viridiplantae; Streptophyta; Magnoliopsida; Poales; Poaceae.